Coprinopsis cinerea okayama7#130 is the source of this 633-nucleotide messenger RNA. Its product is annotated as U3 small nucleolar ribonucleoprotein IMP3. The record is from RefSeq and is a predicted model, not a curated record. NCBI's taxonomy places the organism in Eukaryota, Fungi, Basidiomycota, Agaricomycetes, Agaricales, Psathyrellaceae. Gene Ontology annotation, cellular component: Mpp10 complex; small ribosomal subunit; small-subunit processome. Gene Ontology annotation, biological process: rRNA processing. Gene Ontology annotation, molecular function: rRNA binding; snoRNA binding; structural constituent of ribosome. The coding region runs from base 1 to 633 and encodes 210 amino acids. The transcript is spliced from 6 exons.
AUGGGGGGAGUUGGGCGUCGUGAACGACGAGGAGGAAGGAAGAAAUUGUUGGCCGGGGAUAAUUCCUGGGCAAGCGACGGGGGAGCCCCAGCGAAGAGGCGUGUUGAUAAUUCUAGAUAUUCCUCUAAUACUCUUUCAAAGUGGAAAAAUGACGCCAAUCUGCGAGAAAUCAAGGUUAUGCGCAGGUAUCAUAUCCAAGACCGGGAAGACUACCACAAAUACAACAAACUCUGUGGACAACUGAGGUCUUUUGCCCAUCGAAUCUCGCUUCUCCCAGCCCAGGACCCGUUCAGAACAAAGAUGGAGGGCCAGCUCCUCUCAAAACUCUACGAUAUGGGAAUUCUAAACACAGCAGCCAAACUAAGCGAUGUGGAAAACAAAGUCACUGUCGCUGCCUUCUGUCGACGGCGUUUGGCCGUUUUUAUGUGCAUGUCAAAAAUGGCGGAGACAGUUAGUGCGGCAGUGAAAUUUAUUGAGCAGGGUCAUGUCCGCGUCGGUCCCGACACCAUAACCGACCCCGCUUUCCUGGUGAACAGACACAUGGAAGAUUACGUUACUUGGGUUGACACUUCAAAACUCAAGCGCACCAUCAUGGAAUACAAUGACGAGCUCGACGACUUCGAUCUGCUUUAA